Messenger RNA from Chondrus crispus (carragheen), 333 nucleotides. RefSeq lists its product as hypothetical. The transcript has a single exon. The record is from RefSeq and is a predicted model, not a curated record. Bases 1 to 333 code for a protein of 110 amino acids. Lineage: Eukaryota; Rhodophyta; Florideophyceae; Gigartinales; Gigartinaceae.
AUGCGAAGAUCUGAUGGUCGACUUCGCAACAGACUCCGAAAGGAGCUUGAGGUCCAGCUUCAUAUUAGUGAGGACACUCUGAAUAGUAUGCAUGAAAUGAUUGCGGCCGACGUUUUCAUGGGCAGUGCCUCGUCGAUGUCUUCAGGGCCAUUGUACACGUUAUCGCGGGGCGUGAGACUGCUUAUAUCACACCCUCCGCAACAAGGUGAUCCUUUGUUCGCCCAGUAUGAUAGUAAAGCAGGUAGGCUCAUUGACCCCGAGGAAUUCUUCAAGGCAUGGAAAAUAUACGAGGCUGGGAACGGCCAUUCCUUGCUGGAUGCAAUGCAACGAUAG